This is a messenger RNA of Adineta ricciae, 279 nucleotides long. NCBI's taxonomy places the organism in Eukaryota, Metazoa, Rotifera, Eurotatoria, Adinetida, Adinetidae. The record is from the annotation of a GenBank genome assembly.
AUGUCGUUUAAACUUUUCGAUUUAUGGGUACGACGAGAGCGAAAACAAUAUGUUGUAGAUAAAUUACAAUCUCCUCUAACUGUGAUUGUUAAAGAGAACGAUUUAGACAAUGUGAGCAACAUAGUAGCUGAUUGGUUGGUGAAACACCAUCGCAGUUAUACAAUACGCCAUUUGGAAACUUUUAGAGAAAACAAUCACAUAUACAAAAAUGUCACUUUCCAAACGGCCUCUGGUAAAAAACAUACUGUUCGUUUUGAUAUUACCGCAUCAUUUAAAUGA